CAGCAUUCAGAUUUACUGAGUUGCUAAGCGACCAGUACACAACACAACAUAUUCAGACCGGAGCAGAUGCAGGAAUGUCUUCCAAUUUCUCAGCCAACCAGUUUGAGGGGACCUUCGGAUCCAAGAGGCUGCAGAACUGGUGCAAAUCUAAAGGCUUUAAAGAGAGACCCAGUGCACACGUGGGUCACAGCUCCUUCAUUGUGGACAGCAGGGGUCACCUGCUCCCAGGGGUGAAGAAAGGCAUAACCUGGCCAGUUUUUAAGGGAACUUGGGAUUUACCGGCUCGUAUCCCAGCCCACCACAUCGACCCGACUGCCCGUUCAAAGGACGGUCUCAGGAGACUCAAGUUGUGGGGAAUCUGCCCACCAGAGGAGGGGAAAUCUCAAUCAGGCAGAGGCAGCAGGGACACAGAUAUUGGCAAGAAGGCCAGCGAGGGCGCGCCUCAGCAUGCUGCUGACCCAUCUAAAGAAGCCGAAGUCCGGUCAGCGUCUCAGAACCGCUCCGUCGCUGGCAGUGGGAGCCAGGGCUCACAGAGACGUGAGCCUGGAUCUGCUGCUCAACAAAACCUUCAAGCCACGCAGGACAAGCCAACGAGUGCAGCUGCAGCUGAAACGAGUCAGUCUAGAGUUGGCAGUGGAACCCAAGAUAUACCUGAGUCCAUAUUGCAAACACCACACAGAAUUAUAAGGUACAGCGCGGCAGGUGUCAUGAAUAAAGAGUAGCAUUAUAAAACAUGGUU
Molecule: messenger RNA, 739 nt
Organism: Poeciliopsis prolifica (blackstripe livebearer)
Lineage: Eukaryota; Metazoa; Chordata; Actinopteri; Cyprinodontiformes; Poeciliidae
Gene: cfap126
Product: cilia and flagella associated protein 126
Exons: 5
Coding region: 75-722 (215 amino acids)
Biological process (GO): cilium organization
Cellular component (GO): ciliary basal body
Source: RefSeq, a predicted model, not a curated record